AUGAAUAACCGCGACCCGUUCGGCCUUCGACCCUCCAUCGCGCCCAGGAACGCCUUCACCCUGCUGCAGCAGUCGGCCGCGCGCAACGCCCAGAAGUACUCGAAGCAGUUUGUCGAGCACGGCCAGCACGCCCUAGAGCGCGGUCAGCAGGCCUUCGAGGACGGCAUUGACGCCAUCGAGCCGCAUCGACAAGCCAUUGAGACGGCCCUGUCCACCGCCGCCCAGGAAGCCAUGUCCUUCGCCGUCCCGCGCACCCAGCCCGACUUUGAGCAUCCCCAGCGCCCCCAAGAGGACUCGGCCUGGGGAAGCUCCAGCCGCGCCCGCUUUCCGGAUAAUAAUGCUGGUGUCUCCGAGCGCAUCGGCGGCAUGUUUGGCACUGGUGAGAAGGAGCUGCCCAUGUACAAGGACAAGCCGUACAACUACGCCGCGUCGGGCAAGGGGGCGCCGUGGUUCAAGAGAAGGAGGAUUCAGGCCUUGUUGCUGCUCGGUUUGAUUACUGUGCUGUACUGGCUGGGCAUAUUCUCAAGCUCGGAUCGUGAGUCGUCCAAGGACACGCCCAGCGCGAGCAGUCUGUGGAAGAACAUGUUCGCUUCUAGGCCUCCGGCCGCUGUCGACUGGGCCGAGAGGCAGGAUAGGGUGCGGGAUGCCUUUAAGCUCAGCUGGGACGCGUACGAGAAGUACGCCUGGGGAUACGACGUGUUCCAUCCCAAGUCAAGAAACGGUCGCCAGAUGGUCGAGGGUGGAAUGGGCUGGAUUAUCGUGGACGCCUUGGACACACUCAUCCUCAUGAACCUCACGACGCAGCUGACGCACGCGCGCGAAUGGGUUUCGACGGCCCUGACCUACGAGAAGGACCACGACGUGAACACUUUCGAGACUACGAUUCGUAUGUUGGGCGGCUUGCUUUCGGCGCACUACCUCACCACUGAGUUUCCUGAUUAUGCGCCGAUUCCAAUGGUCAAAGGCUCGGCCGACGAGGACCUGUUCCUUGAGAAAGCGACUGAUCUCGCAGACCGCCUGCUCGGUGCCUACGAGUCGAGGUCUGGCAUUCCGUACGCUAGCAUCAAUCUCAAGACGAUGGAGGGUAUCAAGUCGCACGCGGACAUGGGCGCCUCGUCCACGGCCGAGGCCACGACCCUGCAGCUGGAGAUGAAGUACGUGGCCAAGCUGACGGGUGAGGCGAACUACUGGAAAAAGGCCGAGAAGGUCAUGCAAGUGGUGGACGACCUCGCGCCGACCGACGGUCUUGUUCCCAUCUUCGUGCAGCCCGAGUCCGGCCGCUUCCAGGGCGACAACAUCCGCCUCGGCAGCCGCGGCGACUCGUACUACGAGUACUUGAUCAAGCAGUACCUGCAGACGGCGAAGCAGGAGCCCGUGUAUCUCGACAUGUGGGACGAGUCGGUCAUGGGCGUCCGCAAGCACCUCAUCACCUACUCGUACCCGUCCAACUUCACCGUGCUCGCCGAGCGCCCCAACGGCCUCGACAGCGCCCUAUCCCCUAAAAUGGAUCACCUGGUGUGCUUCAUGCCGGGCACGAUCGCGCUGGGCGCCACGGAGGGCCUGACGGUCGAGGAAGCGCGCAAGAGCAGCAAGUGGGGCGCCAAGCAGGAAGCGGACAUGCAACUGGCCGAAGAGCUGAUGAAGACGUGCUGGGGCAUGUACAAAGCAACGGCGACCGGUCUGGCGCCCGAGAUCACCUACUUCAAGACGUGGGACCCACCGCACAUGUGGGCGGACUACAGCUCGGCGGACCUGCCGACCAGCCCGGCGUCCUUCAGCCCCGCCCCCGACGCCCCCUGGAAGGAAGACUUUGUCAUCAAGCCCGCCGACACGCACAACCUGCAGCGCCCGGAGUCGGCCGAAAGCCUCUUCUACAUGUACCGCAUCACGCGCGACGUGCGCUACCGCGAGUGGGGCUGGGAAAUGUUCCAGGCCUUUGUCAAGCACACGCUGCUGGAGGACGGGAGCGGCUUCACGUCGCUGGGUGAUGUGACGACGGUCCCGCCCAGCAUGCGCGAUAAUAUGGAGAGCUUCUGGAUGGCCGAGACGCUGAAGUAUCUCUUCCUGCUGUUUGGCGAUGAGGAUGUCUUGCCCCUCGACAAGGUCGUGUUUAAUACCGAGGCGCACCCGUUUCCGACGUUUGAGAUGGGGAAGCUGUUUAAGACGGGGUGGGAAAGGAAGCCCAGGAAGCAGCAAUAG
Molecule: messenger RNA, 2199 nt
Organism: Aplosporella prunicola CBS 121167
Lineage: Eukaryota; Fungi; Ascomycota; Dothideomycetes; Botryosphaeriales; Aplosporellaceae
Product: glycoside hydrolase family 47 protein
Exons: 2
Coding region: 1-2199 (732 amino acids)
Biological process (GO): carbohydrate metabolic process; N-glycan processing
Cellular component (GO): membrane; endoplasmic reticulum
Molecular function (GO): calcium ion binding; mannosyl-oligosaccharide 1,2-alpha-mannosidase activity
Source: RefSeq, a predicted model, not a curated record